AUGGACGGGAGGUUAAAGAUGGCUUCUCAAUCUGGAGAUAUUGAUUUCUUGUACACAUUGAUAAAGGAGGAUGGUGAGCUUCUGGAUCACAUUACCAGGUUACCGUUUGUUGAUACUCCUCUACACAUUGCUGCUUCCGAAGGGCACGUCCAGUUUGCCAUGGAGAUAAUGAGGCUUCAGCCAUCAUUUUCUAGGAAACCAAACCAGGAUGGAUUUAGUCCUAUGCACUUGGCCCUGCAAAGUGGAAAAACCAGCAUGGUGAUUCGUCUCCUGGAUGCGGAUAAAAGUCUUGUUCGAGUGCAAGGGAGGGAGGGUGUGACACCCUUGCACUAUGUAGCCAAGGAAGGAUAUAUGGAACUCUUAUAUGUGUUUCUAUCUGCCUGCCCAGAAUCCGUGGAAGAUGUCACAAUUCGAAAUGAGACCCCUCUGCAUAUUGCGCUGAAAAAUGACAAGAUUGAAGCAUUUGAAGUUCUGUUGAGAUGGCUAUCACAGGUUUCUUAUCAAGAGGUACAUCAACUGGAGAAAAAGAUGUUGAACUGGGAGGAUGAUGAUAGCAACACUUUGUUGCACAUUGCAACACUUAGAAAUCAACCUGAGGCAGUUAUGCUUCUAUUGACGUCUCAAGUUGAUGUGAACUCUAAGAAUUUGGCGGGUCGGACUCCCCUGGACAUCAUACAUCAUGAACAGCCUAUAAGCGACAGACGAAUAGGGGAUAUGCUAUGCGCUGCUGGAGCUCUUGAAGGAUCUUCACUUCCAUAUGUUCGAACCUUUACGUAUUACAAGAGCACGAACCAAAGGUUGAAGCAGGCUGCACAAGAGGGGGAUAUUGGUGGCCUGUAUGCACUGAUAAAGGAGGACUCGUCUAUAUUGGAGAGCAUCAACCUGGUUCCAUUUGUUAAUACUCCUUUGCACAUUGCUGCAUCUGCAGGGCAUACCGAUUUUGCCAUGGAGAUGAUGAGACUGAAACCAGAAUUUGCGAGGAAGCAGAACCCGGAAGGCUUCAGUGCACUGCACCUCGCUUUGAAGCAAGGCAAAACACAUACACUGCUUUUUCUCCUGUCUGUCUGUAGAGACCUUGUUCGAGUCAAAGGAAGGGACGGAAAGACACUCUUGCAUUAUGCAGCCGAGAUUGGAAACAUGGACCUUUUGGCUAAUUUUUUAGCAGCCUCCCCAGAGUCUAUCAUAGAUCUGACCAUUCGAAAAGAAACUGCACUUCAUCUUGCUGCAAAGAAUGACAAGUUGGAAGCACUUGAAGUCUUGUUGGGAUGGCUUCAGCAUGUUGAUUUAGACAUGAUCUUGCAGAGGACUGAUGAUGAAGGCAACACUGUACUGCACAUUGCAACAUUAAGAAAUCAAUUCCAGGCGGUGAGGCUGUUAAUAAAAAGGGUUGAUAUGAAUGUCAAGAAUUCGGAGGGUUUAACAGCCAUGGACAUAGCAGAUCGCCAUGGAUCAGUUUACAAUGAUACCGAUAUUAGAAAAUUAGUACUCCAGAGAGGAGCUUUGGGAGCUUCUUCACUCCCUGAACGUCCUACUCUUGCAGAUUCUCUAAAGAAAGAGAUGUCAUUGCUCGAAAGAUGGGUUUUGGGUAGUUAUCUCACAAAAAGUUGCAUGUCAAAUGAGAAUCGCAACAGUCUUCUAGUGGUAGCAGUCCUGAUUGCGACAGCCACAUUCCAAGCUGUGCUCAGCCCACCAGCUGGUAUGCAGAGGGAUUACUUCACUUCCUUUCCUCAUAAAACCAGCAGCGCAGCUUCGAAUAGUACUGGUGAACCUAAUGUACCAUCAAACUUUGGCUUUCACUCCUUGGUAGCAUGGAAUUGUUUCCUGGCUCUGAACACCAUGACCUUCUUAACAUCAGUAUCCGAGAUAUGGUUUCACCUCCCUCGUGGCUUUUAUUUUUUGAUGAAACUGGUUUUACCACUUCUGGUCUGCUAUAUGAUUUCAUUAAGUCUCUCAACACCAGUACCAAGCCUGAUGCCUUUCUUCUUCAUUCUAAUUUUACUAUCUCAACUGAAAUCAAUAGUCCGGAACUUGUUUUUUAAGAGGUCGCUGGACGUAAAAAUAUCCCUGAUGAAGUAUUGUCCCAACUUACAUAGAGAAAUUAAAGUAUAGCCUAUGUUUCUGCAGGAUGCAGAUCUACGUUACAUGCAAUUGUUCUAGUGUAAUACCCUUAAUUAGUGACUCAUUGUAUAUAUAGCU
Messenger RNA from Argentina anserina (silverweed cinquefoil), 2196 nucleotides. RefSeq names its product ankyrin repeat-containing protein BDA1-like. The record is from RefSeq and is a predicted model, not a curated record. Bases 1 to 2109 code for a protein of 702 amino acids. The transcript is spliced from 4 exons. Lineage: Eukaryota; Viridiplantae; Streptophyta; Magnoliopsida; Rosales; Rosaceae. Gene Ontology annotation, molecular function: protein binding.